CUUCACCGCUGUGUGUAUGUACUGUAAAGGGGAGGGGCAGGCGGGGAACUGCUGCCCAAAACUGCUACACAAUCAACAUAUGCAAGCUUUCUCCAAAUAUUUAGGUAUUAUCCUGUGAUUCCUGGAAUCCAACCGCCAUUCUCACUGAAGAAAUAGGCGGCGGUCACAAAGGUUGAAUUUGGAUUACUUGCUUCAGGCGCCCCAGGACCAAAUCACGUUCCCCAGCACCGACACUGCGUAGGUUUCCGGUCAUUCGGCCUCCUGGGCAGCCGAGCUCAAGCGUACACCCCUUUUGGAGGACACACGGCAGUUGGGAAGCUAUGGUAGACAAGGUUCUCCCGCCCGGCGACCCGGCACCAGAGUUGCUUGAAGGACGGUUAUGGGUUGACGGUUGCUUCGACUUCUUCCACCACGGCCAUGCGGGAGCUGUCGUGCAAGCCCGCCAGCUGGGCGAUGAACUUUACGUGGGAGUCCAUUCCGACGAGGAUAUCCUCGAAAACAAGGGCCCCACGGUGAUGAACCUCCAGGAACGGCUCCUCGCUACAGACGCCUGCCGCUGGGUAACCAAGUCCAUCCCCUACGCGCCCUACGUGACCCAGCUUGACUGGAUCAGCCACUUUGGUUGUAAGUACGUUGUCCAUGGAGACGACAUCACCUCGGACAGCAGCGGCGAGGACUGCUACCGUUUCGUGAAGGCCGCGAACCGGUUCAAGGUGGUCAAGCGGACACCAAGCAUCUCCACCACCGACCUUGUCGGCCGGAUGCUGCUCUGCACCAAGGGCCACUUCAUCAAAUCACUCGAGAAAAUGCUCGCCGGCGAGGAGGGCCCAGGCACCGAGGCCGAACGAAAAGCCAACGGCCAGGCCAUGCUGGAAAGGAUCAAGCUGUAUGCGACCGACGAGACGGCCAAGAACCCUGGCGCUGCCGUGUGGUUCUGGACGGCCGGAAACGAGUUCAAGGAGCUAUUCGGGGGCAUUGGGCCCAAGCCAGGCCAGAGAGUCGUGUACGUGGAUGGCGGGUUCGAUCUGUUCUCGAGCGGGCACAUCCAAUUUCUGCGCUUGGUGACGCAAGCCGAGGAAGAGUUGGCCAGGAAGGACGGCUGGUUCUCGGAGCAGGCUGUGAACGAGAGGCGGGGCAAAGGUGCCGAUUAUGGGCCGGUCUUCGUGGUUGCUGGUGUCCACGAUGACAAUGUGAUUAACCAAUGGAAAGGAGUUAACUACCCUAUCAUGAACAUCUAUGAGCGCGGGCUCUGUGUUCUCCAGUGCCGGUAUAUCAACGCCGUUGUCUUUGGCGCUCCUUUUACCCCUACAAAGAGCUAUCUCACAACGCUCCCAUGGGGCACGCCUGAUGCCGUGUAUCACGGCCCAACAUCCUUCAUGCCGUCCAGGGAGGACGUUUACAAGGCGCCCAAAGAACUGGGCAUUUACCGAGAGAUCGGCCACCACGAAUUUGAGGAUGUCAAUGCCGGCACCAUUGUGCAGAGGAUCAUGAAGAGCAGAGAUCUCUACGAGGCGCGCCAGAAGGCAAAGGGGAUGAAAGCAGACAUUGAAGCCGCGCACAAGGAGCGGGAGCGUUUAGAGGAAGAGCAACGGCAUAAGGAAGCCUCGCAGUGAUAGGAUGGCGUGUCGCGACACAAGCUCGAUGCAGGACUUCAACCACGGGCAUGAAACCAGAGACUCGGAUGGGGAUUAGCGGACUUCAACAGGACCCAAACAGGGAUAGAGGCCUUGAUAGAUGUCGGGUAGAAGAAAACGAAAGCUAUAUACAGAUGAUUGAAACGAAAACACAUGAGGGACAGUCCAUCAGAUACCAUAACGCAUUUAAAGUCAUCAACGGGGUCGCGCGACGAUUUACGCCGGCUCCACCUCAGAGCUUGACUCUAUAAAUGGCUUAUCAUCAUUGAACUGCGUUGGGGAUCCUUCGAGACAAAGCACGCCGCAGCCAGCAACAGGGACAAUGGGCUUCCCGCGAAGCUAGAGUUUCCGUCUGCCCCUGCUUUGCGCUGGUCCCGAGGCACUGCGCAACAAUGAUCCAGGAGGUUGAA
Canariomyces notabilis is the source of this 2044-nucleotide messenger RNA. RefSeq names its product Nucleotidylyl transferase. Gene Ontology annotation, cellular component: cytoplasm. Gene Ontology annotation, biological process: phosphatidylethanolamine biosynthetic process. Gene Ontology annotation, molecular function: ethanolamine-phosphate cytidylyltransferase activity. Bases 321 to 1613 code for a protein of 430 amino acids. The record is from RefSeq and is a predicted model, not a curated record. NCBI's taxonomy places the organism in Eukaryota, Fungi, Ascomycota, Sordariomycetes, Sordariales, Chaetomiaceae. The transcript is spliced from 4 exons.